Molecule: messenger RNA, 552 nt
Organism: Lodderomyces margitis
Lineage: Eukaryota; Fungi; Ascomycota; Pichiomycetes; Serinales; Debaryomycetaceae
Gene: APS3
Product: Aps3p
Exons: 2
Coding region: 1-552 (183 amino acids)
Biological process (GO): vesicle-mediated transport; intracellular protein transport
Cellular component (GO): intracellular membrane-bounded organelle; membrane coat
Source: RefSeq, a predicted model, not a curated record
AUGAUUCAUUCCGUACUUAUAUUCAACAAUGAUGGAGUUCCUAGACUAAUGAAGUUUUACACCAAUGUUGAUAUACCGACGCAGAAAUUACUUCUUCAACAAGUCCACCAAUUGAUAUCAGUACGAACAGCUCAAGAAUGCUCAUUCAUAACGCCACCAAAGCUUCUUGAGGAUUUGGAUGAUAUCAAAGUCAUCUACCGUCAUUAUGCUACGUUAUACUUUGUAUUCGUUGUUGACGAUCAAGAAUCGGAAUUGGGUAUUUUGGAUUUGAUUCAGGUGUUCGUUGAGUGCUUAGACAAGUGCUUCACAAAUGUAUGUGAAUUGGAUUUGGUAUUUGGCUGGCAAGUAUUACAGACUGUUUUGGAGGAGAUCAUUCAAGGUGGGAUGGUUAUUGAUACAAACAUAAGUAGAAUAGUGGCUGCUGUUGAUGAAGCCAACAGUCAGAGUGGUAGCGGUGCUUCAGGAGCUGGAAGUAGUAGUAGCACAGCUGCUUCGAUAAGCCAGUCCAUAUUGCUGUCAUUGUCUAGAGAUAGAGGAUUCUGGAGUAGGUAA